Molecule: messenger RNA, 1164 nt
Organism: Aspergillus steynii IBT 23096
Lineage: Eukaryota; Fungi; Ascomycota; Eurotiomycetes; Eurotiales; Aspergillaceae
Exons: 1
Coding region: 1-1164 (387 amino acids)
Source: RefSeq, a predicted model, not a curated record
AUGCCGGCCACUCCUAGCCGUUCCACGGGAAAUCACGAGGGCGAAGGCGACAGCAGCGAGGAUGCUUCACCUCGGCCAAUUACCCCGGACGAACAGGGUACCGUGCGGAGAAUCCAUGCCCCCAGACCGCGACGCAACCUAUAUGGGAUCAAUGCGCACAAUGGCAGGAUUCUCGUCAAUGGUGUAGACAUUGUGGCCCGCGCAACUGCUUUGCGCGAGGAAGGUCGGACGGAGGAGCAAGUCGCGAACUUAAGCCGUUUCAUAGAUUGGCUGAUCAUCGGCGGUGCAAGACCAGACCGUUCGAGUACGAUGCCAACGCCGACACCAAGGCAGGAAGAGCGUCCGCCCAGCCCGCCCGACGAACGAAUUGUCAGGUCUAUGUACAACCGCCAGUUGUACGGCUAUCCUCCCGAAGUCUUCCAGCGAGACCCAUUCAUACAAACGCGCCAAUGGCAACAGCACGUGAGGAGAGACAGGAGCCCGCCCUUGACGCCUCGCGAGCGCGAGGAGCGCAGGGCAGAGCGAGUCGCAAUCCCCCCAGCCCACAUGGACAACGAACCGAGCCGCGACACUUGGCCUAUCGGAUGGGAACUCCACCAUGACUACUACCUGUGGGCUUGCCGUGGAACUGUCGUUGACAUCACCGAGCAGCUUCAGGUGGUCUUUGACUUCAACCCUCCCAUCCAGGAGUCCUUUGUUGCCGACAGACUGAGCGGUGUCAACGCCUUCAGACAACUCACUUAUCUGCAAACCUAUUUCCCGGGCGAGACCCAGUCUAUGCAGCGAGCUUUGGCGAGGGGUGUUAUCUAUGAGGCUAACAUUGACCAUGCGGAGAUCCGCGGAGGAUUCCAGGAAUUGGAGGUAGAGCAAGAGGACCCCGCCAAUUACGAGUACCCCGAGCCUGCAUGCCCCAGCUUCGGACCAGAAGGGUGGAAUUGCAGGGACGAUGCAUAUCUGGCCUUGUAUCUGGGCGAAUCCCCAAGCACAUUUAUCCACGAUUAUGGAUGGCUUUUCCCAGACCCUAUCUGCCCCGAGUUCAUUCGUCUGCGCAUGGCUCAAAUCCCUUAUCUAGAUCUGAGCUCUAGCGACCUGCAGCGACAAGUCCGGCGGCGUGAACGUUUCUUCAGCUGGGCCCCACAUCGAUUUGCCGAUAUCAGAAUGUGA